AUGGCGUACGAUGCGUUCAAGACGAUGAUGAAAGCCUAUAAUUUGAUGAAGGAUGGUCCUUUGCUGCAUGUUUCGGCAUCUCUGGUGGCUGCGGUGAUUUGCACCACGUGCCACAUGCCCUUUGACGUGGUCCUGGUUGUGUACCAAAGUGCGCACAGCCUUGGUGACAGUAACCAUCAACUUCGGUCCGGACCGCUGACCUGUGCAAAUGCACUGCUGCGAGAGUCUGGACCCAAAGUCUUCUUUCGCGGGUGGACACCUGCCUUCGUGCGCUUGGCUCCGGUGUGUGUGUUUUCCUUCUGGCUCUACGAGCAGCUCCGGCGUUUGGUCGGCAUCGGUUAUUUGGACUAG
Symbiodinium natans is the source of this 351-nucleotide messenger RNA. NCBI's taxonomy places the organism in Eukaryota, Dinophyceae, Suessiales, Symbiodiniaceae. The record is from the annotation of a GenBank genome assembly.